This is a messenger RNA of Gossypium raimondii (Peruvian cotton), 540 nucleotides long. RefSeq names its product mitogen-activated protein kinase kinase kinase 20-like. Gene Ontology annotation, biological process: protein phosphorylation. The record is from RefSeq and is a predicted model, not a curated record. The transcript has 2 exons. Gene Ontology annotation, molecular function: protein kinase activity; ATP binding. Lineage: Eukaryota; Viridiplantae; Streptophyta; Magnoliopsida; Malvales; Malvaceae. The coding region runs from base 1 to 540 and encodes 179 amino acids.
AUGAUGAACAAGUAUGGUGGUAAAAUCCCAGAAAGGGAUGUUAACUGUUAUACCCAAAUGAUAUUGGAAGGACUUUUGGAUGUUUAUGAGAAAGGAUUCAUUCACUCUGAUCGAAAACUAGGUAAUAUUCUGGCUUUCCCUCCUCAACAUGGUACCCAUUUACCUACUCUAAAGAUUGUCGAUUUCAGGUUAGCUAAACAACAAGGGGUAAAAGAUACAAGGUUUGGGUUUCAAGGGAGAUCGCCAUGGGACACUCAUGAUCGAGAUGAUUUAAGAGACAAGCUAUUGAUGGGAGAAUCACCCAACAUACUGGAGGACAUGUCAAAGCUAGGAAAUAGUUUCUUGAGAGAAUGUUUUACUAUCAAUCCAAACAAAAGGUGGAAUGCUAGCAAGCUAUUAUGUCAUCCGUAUCUUCUUCUAUCAGAGCACAUGCUUCCCAAAGAUAACCAACAAUCUUUACCCUACUUUCAACAACAAAAAGUACUAGAGUCUCAAAAUAUUCCACCGUUACUAGGUUUUAACAUUCCUAAUAAAAUCUAG